Molecule: messenger RNA, 1930 nt
Organism: Erpetoichthys calabaricus (reedfish)
Lineage: Eukaryota; Metazoa; Chordata; Cladistia; Polypteriformes; Polypteridae
Gene: c11h5orf15
Product: chromosome 11 C5orf15 homolog
Exons: 3
Coding region: 63-887 (274 amino acids)
Source: RefSeq, a predicted model, not a curated record
GCCCCUUCUCCCAGGCAUCCUGCGAAUUUGUGCUCGCGCUCUUCCUCAUCCCUCUUCGGAAGAUGGCCGUUGGAAGCAACAUGGGCUUCAGCGCGAGUUUUGUCUGCUGUGUUAGCCUUAUACUCAUUUCCUUGAGCGCUGUGAUCAGUGACGGUAAUGAUAAGAAUGAAUCUUCCAAUAAGAAUAUUACAGGCACACCAUCAUUAGUAAAUACAACUUUGACAGAAGUUCAAGAAACAAAUUCUUCAAUAUUAACUGAGAAGAGUGGUUCCACAACAGUGACGUCUUCUAUAUUACCUUCUACUACAGCCACAACUGCUGCUACUACUACUACUACUACCACCACCGCCAAAACCACAUCUCUGAAAACCACUUCCACCACUGCGUCCCAAGAUAUUAUUGAUGCAGAUUUCGUACAUGAAAACUUAAUACCUACAAAUGUAGAUGAUGCAGAGCAGACCCCUUCCACAACUUUAAUAGACAGUGAUGGGUAUGACUACUUACAACAGGAUUUUGAUGGAGAAAAUAUAAAUGUUUUACCUGAAACUGAUGUUAACAGUGACUUCAGUGAAACUAUGGAUGGAGAAGAUUUAGUAACUGCCAACAAGGAUGACAGAAUUGAAGAUGCCCCAGAUCAUUUUAAAAGCAGCUCUUUCAAUGGCCCGGAAGAUGAAGAUACACACUUCUUUUUCCAUCUUGUCAUCAUUGGAUUUUUGGUUGCUAUUAUAUAUAUUACCUAUCAUAAUAAGAGAAAGAUUUUACUUUUGGCUCAAAGCAGACGAUGGAGAGAAGGUCUCUGUUCCAGAACAGUGGAGUAUCAUAAACUUGACCAAAAUGUUCAUGAAGCAAUGCCAUCACUCAAAAUGACCAACGAUUAUAUUUUUUGAAUCUGAAAUCAUUAGGACUCUUUUUUUAACAUAUUAAUUUAAGUCUCCUUACUAGUAAGUAAUACUGUAUAAACUGUGAUGUUAAAAUAUUGUUUUUUCAUUUAUUUGAAACAGGGCUCUUCCUCUCCCUCUUUCACUUUUUUUGUUGAGGUUUUCAUCCUUUUUUUGGGGGGUUGAUUUAAUGGAGGUAUACCUUGUGCAUUAAAAUAAAUGCCUAAAAAAUAUAUCCAUAAAUGAUGAAGAACUGAACCAUGGAGUCUCCGGUGGCUUAGCUAGUGCCUCAUAUUGUCAUACAAGGGGAACCUUGGGAAAUAAGCUGCUAACUUGCAAUAUAUUAUUUCUAUUUUUUAAACAAUGUUACAUUUUAGUUCUGACCCUUGCAGUCCUCAGUGUAGAAUAGAAUUGCUUAUUUUAAGAACAUAUCCUUCAAGAUAAUCAUUUGUAGUAAAAUUAUUGGAUAAUCAUUGUAUUGUACAUCUGAUAUUAGACAAACAAACUUAAGGGAAUUGUGUGCUAUAUUAUAUAAUAUAUAUAUAUAUAUAUAUAUAUAUAUAUAUAUAUAUAUAUAUAUAUAUAAUAUGUGUGUGUGUGUGUAUAAAUUGUGUAGUUUUAUAAAACAGCAGAAAACCAAGAUGGUUUGUGGCCAUAUCAGGAAAUGUUUGAAGUGAACAAUCUUUAUUUUUUGUAAGCCUUACUAAAUUGUUAAAAAAAAGAUAAAUUAAAGAUAUGCAUUGACAUUUUCUGCACUUUUUAAAAAUAUCUUUGUUGCUUUUGUUUAAAUAUUGAAGCUGUUAAAUCAAAAUGUAAAUAAUUCAAAUGUAAACCCUGUCACAGAGCAAUGGAGAUGAGUACCUUUGAUUUUGUAAAUACUCUUUUCCUUUUUCCUUCACAGCAUUCUCUCUGUAAGAUACUGAAAUGAUAUAUAAUGUGAGAUGAUACACUUUCCAAUCGUGUUUUCAAAAAUAGCACAAAUGGACUAAAUGGGUAUUCAUUUGUUGUUGUAUAAUCAUGGUUUCUCUUCAAUAAAUGUUAUUAGAUGAAAA